UUCGUUCCUCCUUUUUCGUUGAAGAGAAAGCAGACUUUGGUUAUUAGCUCUUGGCUGUACAAAGCCCUUCUCUCUUUUCUUCAUCUGUAGUUACAGCAGAUUCUUAAAAGGAUCUGCGAACAAAUCUCUCUCUCUCUCUCUUCCCUUUUCCCUUUCUCCUUCCUCGGCUUUUGCUAUUGUUGAUGAUUGAAUUGCAGAGCGCCUGAAGGGUUCCAAGGGGGAGAAGAAGCAGUCGUGGAGUCGCCGGAUCUUUGAGUUGAAGUCAGCCAGCCGCACAAGUGUAAACCGGAGAAGCAGCUCUCCUUGUCGGCGUUAGUCAAUCCAGGCGGUGGGGAAAUGGCGAGUCGGGUUAAGGAGGACGAGAAAAAUGAGAGACUAAUCAGGGGGCUUCUCAAGCUUCCGGACAAUCGGAGAUGCAUCAACUGUAACAGUCUGGGACCGCAAUAUGUUUGCACGAAUUUCUGGACAUUUGUCUGCACAACCUGUAGUGGAAUUCACCGGGAGUUUACUCACAGAGUAAAAUCAAUAUCGAUGGCUAAAUUCACCUCCCAAGAAGUUGCUGCGCUUCAGGAAGGUGGAAACAAGCACGCAAGAGAAGUUCUUCUGAAAGACUGGGAUGCUCAGCGUAACUCUUCACCUGACAGCAGUAAUGUGGAUAGACUUCGGGACUUCAUUAAGCACGUGUAUGUUGAUAAAAGGUAUACGGGUGAUAAGAACUAUGGCAAACCUCCAAUAAUGAAGACGGGUGACAGAGAAGAUGUGGGCUCCCGGAGUCCACCAUACGAGGAUGUCUAUGACCGUCGCUCCAAUGAAAGGUCUAGUCCGGGUGGAAGAAGUGAUGACAAAAACUACAGAUAUGGUUAUGAUGAGAGGAGAAGCCCUGGAUAUGAUCAAGAAGGUAGACAGUAUAAUGAUUACAGGAAAAGUCCCGCUCGACCAGAGGUUAUCAACGAUUGGCGUCGGGAGGAUAGAUUUGGAAGUGGAAGGAAAGGUGAGGAUCGUAGAAUAUCUGAUGGAGAUUCGAAAUUGGGAGGCCGGUCACCUGAGCGGCCAAAUGAUGUUGGGGGAUCUAGCCCCCCUGUGGUACGGCCCGUUCGAGAAAUUUUGGGUGAUAGUGUAGUGCCUCUUCGUAUAAGUGAACCACCUAAAGCUAAUGCAGCAAGGGCUGCUGAUGGGUUUGUGGCGACGCAGAGAACUGCCUCUUCAAGCAGCCUUGGGUCUAUGCCUGAGACCCCUGCAGAAGUAAAAGUUGAACCUGCACCAAGCUUAAUCGAUUUUGACUCUGAUCCUGCUCCUGUUGCUGUCGCGGCUGCUCCCCAAGCACAACCGACAACUUCAACUCUACCUGCUCCACCAACUUCAGCUGCGAGCAAUGACAAUAACUGGGCGUCUUUUGAUUUUGCCCCUGCUCCUAAAGCUUCUGAGGCUCCUGUAAACGCCAGUCCGCUGGAUUCUGUUUUAUCUCAGUUGUCAGCUACACCAUCUGUACCCGGUCCCGCACAAAUUAUUCCUAAUGGUACAAUGCCUGUGACUGGCAAUGGUGGUAAUGCCCCUGUUCCGGAGGCUGGGCAAUGGGCCACCGCACAGCAUCAACAACCUUCUUUGACCCCUGCUCAAUCUCCCACUCAACAAUUUCCAGCCGUUGGCAAUCAUCCUUGGAAUUCGUCACUACCCCCUAAUGUACAAGAAACUCUGAAUACAACUCCUGGAGGAGGAACAGUUCCAGGUCCUACAUCUGCACAGCCUUCAACAGCUACUGGAAGGAAAGAAUUACCUUCGGAUCUUUUCACUGCAACAUAUCCUUAUUUCCCUGCAAUGGCUCCAGGGUGGCAAACAGGUCCACCUGGUGGUAUGAUGUACCCUAUGCAGUAUGCUAAUGUGCCAGCCCCUAUGCAAUAUGCUAAUGUUCCAGCUCCUAUGCAAUAUAAUAGUGCUGCUGCGCUGCAUUUUUACCACAGCCUAUGCCCACUUUCGUCCAGAAACCCUCGAAAUCGUCAAAUCCAUUUGAUGUGAAUGAGCCAACACCAGCUCAGGCCCAACUUUUUCCUAAUAUGUCAUCCUUGCAAAGUGCUAUACCAAAUGUGGCGCCGCAUUCAGGACUACAACGCGCUUCAAGUCUUGAUAACUCUUCACCAGCAACCUGGAUGCCAAACCAGCCAUCACCUUAUCAAUCAGGAUUGCAUACCCAGUUACAAUCUUACGCAACUACAGCGCCCCCAAGGCCAACUACAUCUCAAGUACCGAGUCACAUGCCAUUGCCUGGGUAUGUAUUCACGAACCGUACCUACUGUACCAGUAAUACUAGUGAUUAGCUGAAGUGCAAGCUCAUGGGGUUCGCCUAGUAAUUAAUGGAGAUGAAAAAACUACCCACCUACAGGACUCUUAAUGAUCACGCAUAAGUUGAACUUUCCAGAAUCGUACGUGUUGUUUGGCUGGUCGAUUGUUGAGAUUAGAUAGCUUUCUGGAUUUUAUACCAAAUGGUGCGCAGGAAUAUUAAGAGACCAAGUUACCGGUUUUACUAUGUACUUGUUGCUUUUUGAUUCAUUAGUUGGCUUGGGUCCUUUGACUAAUUAGGAGGGGGAUGAUUCUAUUUUUCAAAUUUGCAGGGAAAGAAACUUGUCUCUAAUAAAGAGAUUUGGAGAUGUCACCUAAAGUGUCAUUCGAAAAAACUCACUCCUAUAUUCAGAUCACUAUACUAUAUCCCACAGUCUACCACCAUUAUAGCCUAUCCAAACAUGAAAUUUCAGCCAAAUCCAUUAGCUGAGAGAUCUUUCAAAUCUACCAGCCAAACAACCUCUUGGGAACGUGCUUCUAAACUGACUUCUGCAGUUGGGAUUUGAAACGAUCCCUAGGGCAAAUCCACCAACCGAACCACAGCUAGGUUUCUAUGUUGUAGUGGGUAUGUAGUAAACUUCACAGCUGCUAAAUGCUUCUGAAAUUUACUUUCUACAGACAUCAAGGAAUAGCAGGUUUCGGCGGCGGCGGUGCUGGUGCUGCCUUUGGUGGCUUAAAUUUGGACCAACAUCUGGGUGGCGGAUUCUCGGCUCCAGCUACUACAUUGCAGCCGUUCCCCUCUGCAGGAGGAAACCCUUUCGGAUGAAGAGUGAUAAAUACAAAACAUGGGAGGAAUAUUUCUUUCACCCUAAGUUCAGCAAUUGCAUCAUCUUGUUGCCUAUUGCCAAACGGCUGCUGGGUAAGAAAGUUCCGCCCUUUAACCUCGUUGUCAUCCAGGCAAAUUGUGAACUGCUGGUCUUUCCCUGGGCAACAGGGCAACUGUUCAUAUAUUAGGUAACGGGGAAAUUUUAUAGAUUAUUUGUAACGAGAGGUCUAGGGUUUUCUCGUUUCUUCUUUCGAUUGCGAUUUUCCAUUGUUGUAUUAUUGUUCAUCAGGGGGUAAAAUGUGUGUGCUGUCUUCUACCGUGGAAACUGUACCAUUUUGCUUGUUCUAUUUUAAGUUAAAAUUCUUUGUAGGGGAUAGGUGUUUUUUUCACUUUCAUUUAUCAUCCGGGAUGUGUAUUAUUUCGUAGUCUCUUCGUUCUCGUGGCGAGCUGUUUCAGAGUCUGGAAUAUAUUGUAUGAAAUGGACCAGCUGAUCUCCUGCGUAAAGCUUGUGCAAUUGCAUAUAUGUGACA
Molecule: messenger RNA, 3630 nt
Organism: Linum tenue
Lineage: Eukaryota; Viridiplantae; Streptophyta; Magnoliopsida; Malpighiales; Linaceae
Source: the annotation of a GenBank genome assembly